This is a messenger RNA of Jaculus jaculus (lesser Egyptian jerboa), 912 nucleotides long. RefSeq names its product vomeronasal type-1 receptor 4-like. Gene Ontology annotation, molecular function: pheromone receptor activity. Lineage: Eukaryota; Metazoa; Chordata; Mammalia; Rodentia; Dipodidae. The coding region runs from base 1 to 912 and encodes 303 amino acids. Gene Ontology annotation, cellular component: membrane. Gene Ontology annotation, biological process: G protein-coupled receptor signaling pathway. The transcript has a single exon. The record is from RefSeq and is a predicted model, not a curated record.
AUGUUCCUGUCACAGACGGCACUGCGAGUCCUGGGGAACUGCGCCUGCCUUGGCUACUUUGUUCUCACUGACUUCUCGGGGAGAUGGGGGAAGCCCACAGAUCUGAUUGUCAAGCACCUGACCUGGGCCAACUUCAUGGUUCUUCUCUUUAAUGGAAUCCCCCAGACAAUGGCUGCCUUUGCUAUGAGUUAUUUUCUAGAUGAUAUUCUGUGCAAACUCAUCUUUUAUUUCCACAGAGUGGCCAGAGGAGUGUCCCUUGGUUCCACAUCACUCUUGAGUGUCUUUCAGGUCAUCACAAUCAGCCCCAGAAAUUCCAAGUGGGGAAAACUCAAGGUCAGAACCCCCAAGGUCAUUGCUUUCUUCUUAGGCCUGUGCUGGGCCAUGCAAUUACUAAUAAAUGCCUGUAAUCCCAUGAUUGUGACUGACAUCCUGGGGACAAAAAAUAGCACAGGAUUCAGAAAUGUUGUAUACUGUGCUAUUGUAGAUAUUCCCAGUCUAACAAGGAUAUUGUAUUCAAUAGUAUUUGCCUCCAUUGAUGUCGUGUGUUUGGGAAUCAUGACGUGGGCCAGUGGCUCCAUGGUCCUUAUGCUCACAAAGCACAAGCAGAGGGUCCAACACACUCACAGCUCCCUGUCUCCUCAGUCAUCACCUGAGGCCAGGGCCACCCAGAGCAUCCUGUCCCUGGUGAGCAGCUUUGUGUUCUUUUAUAUGAUCUCUGCCAUCUUAGGUUUAUGUUACUCUUUCUUUGAUGUAACUGGUAGGUGGCUGGUCAAUGCAAGUGUUGCAAUGUCUGCAUGCUUCCCAGCCUUCUGCCCCUUCCUGCUCGUCAGCCAGGACACCAAGGUUUCUAACUUCUGCUGUACUUGUUCAUAUGAAUCUACACAUGGCUCUCGGAUAGUGGAAGAGCUCUAA